UGUAGUUCGUACAUUCCGUCAGAGUAGACGCCGCGAGGCGGACUGCAUUGCCGUUUUAUCCGUCACGUGCCGCGUUAAACAGCAUUUAACACUUUUAACGUAACCUAACAGUACUUUUUUGUAAUUUUUUGUAUCGAGGAAUUGUUAAAUCAGUGUCAGUACAAAUUUUAAAAAUGUGAAUCAUUAAUAUGACAGUUUACAGUGCACAAGUUAAUGCAAAGUGACACGGUGUUUGUAAAGUUUUUAAGUGUUUUCAUCGACUGUGAUUGAGAUAGGAUGUCUGCUUUCAAACUGCGAUAGAUUCGUUGACUAAAAUAGAUACGACUAAUCGGCUCCAUAUGAAUGGAACACGGUUUUUACAAUAACAAAUGCAUGGAAGCCAAUGCUUUACGUAAAAUUUUUAAUUUUAUUUUUAUAAAAAAAAUAUCAAAAUGCGUAGCACCUGGAGCUGGCACUUAUUAAUAGUAACAGCCGGAAUCAUGGUAAUAUGCUCGAACGUUACGGCAUAUAGCAAUCCAACGAUAGCAGAUACAGUAACGGGAGGCCCCAUUAUUAAACCAAAUCACAAAGAAAUAAUUUUAAAAGAAGGGCAGAACUAUACAUUGUCUUGUAAAUGGAAUCGUCCCGUUCAAAUAAAGCAACAAGAUAUCGGGGAAGAGAAUACAGGGUCUUUCGAAAUGUUAUUAAGAGACAUGCCCAGUUCAAAUGAUACAAAUGAAUUCGAAGUCGCCCUCGAUCUGUACAACGUUGAUAAAUUCACUGUUGGCUAUUACGCUUGUUUUGAUAGAUCAGUAAACGACGCGUACUUUUUAAAAAAUAUGAUGGUUGAACCUGAAAACACGAAUAAUAUUUCAUAUAUUUACAUAUAUGUCAAUGAAACGAAAAGUUUACUGGCACCUAUGAGAGAGGUUAUUAUAACGCGAAAUGAUAGCACGAUAUUAAUUGAAUGUAGACCUACAACGCCUGACGUAAAUGUUACGUUGUUUCGGGAAUUUGCAGACAAUGAAUAUCAGGUGUACAAUUUUAGCCCUAAAAUCGGGUUUACCUUCGAUAACAAUCUAUUGGAUGUUACAUUAUCUAUUUUCACUUGCGUCUUUGAGAGACGAGGCUUAAAGGAACAAAAAAGCUCCGUUUAUUUAAAUAAAUACACGAACAUAGAUCCGCCAAAGCCAGCCAUCAACGGAAGUGACGUCUUUUUCAUAAAGGGCGAAACCUUUUCGCUUAAUUGCACUGUUGCGUAUAAAACGAAUUCAGCAGUCAAAUUAACAUGGAGCGCGGACCAAAUGGUCCUAGAGGUUAGUUUUGCUACUUCCAAUUUUCGUGAUGGUAAAAAGUUAGAGGAUUCGAAAAAAUAUACCAAACGUAUAUUACAAAACUUUAGUGGUAUCUAUCUAACUAUAAAUAAUCUGACUGUUUUUGACACUGCAAACUACACCUUAGUUGGUAGCAAUCAGUACGACACUGAUAAUUUUACAUAUGAUGUAAAAGUGGCAGGUAGACCAAUUAUUAAAUUUGGUUCAGAAGCCGAUAAAGCGUUUCUGCUAGGUUCGUAUGCAUCACUGAAGUGUGAUGCAAUCGCGUAUCCUUUGCCGAGUAUAAAAUGGAUAUUUACUAGUGAAAAUGGCGAGGAAGAAUCUUAUCUGGCAAAUGAUACAAGAACAGAGUCGCUGAUAAAAGUAUCUUCACAGCUGAAAAUACCUGUAUACAAUUCUGGAAAUAUCACUUGUUAUGCGUAUAAUUCUGAAGGUAGUUAUUCUGUCACGAGAAAUUUCCUCGUGUAUGAGGUAUCCGGUGGAUUUGGAGUAAAAGACGCUGAUAACACUUGGUUUUCCGAAGGACAAUAUGUUAGUGUGGAAUGUUAUGCUUCAAAGUAUAAUUUUGAAAGUGUUAGAUGGAUAAGAGAAGAUAACAAGUCAAGAGGUUACAAUGUUACCAAUAAAAGUUCUCCCUUUUCUUUAAUUUCAAAAUUGGAAAUUGAUAAAAUAUCACUCGAAGAUUCUGGAAACUACACUUGUUUUGGUGAAAAAUAUGAUAGUUCAAAUGAAAGCCAAACUUUAUACUUCGCGGUCGCAGCAACACGCCUGCCUAUAAUAACAGAACCGGAAAAAGAUGAAGAUGGCGAAGUAAUUCCUUAUGAACCGUUUUCGAUUACUUGUAAAGCUAAUGCCGUUCCUCCACCUAUCAUUUAUUGGCUUAGGAACGACGAAGUGGUAUAUAACGAUACUAACUUCAAUAUUUCCGAGGAGCGCAUAAACAAUACGCACGUAUCGUCGAGCGUUAAUAUAAAGCAAGUAAUAGACGAUACCAAGUACGAAUGCUUCGUUGAAAGUGGUGGUACUGUUGUCAGCAGAUCAUUUUAUAAAACCGUAAAAGGACAGUCACGUAUUAAGUCUGCGGUGUACUUGAGUAUUAUAGGUGUAGUAGUAUUCUUAUUAAUUUUGUUAAUAAUAUAUCUGGUAUGGAAGAUACGUAAAGAGAAACAAUUUAGAAAAGAGUUAGCGGCGGCUGGAUUGCUAUACUUCAAGGAAGGAGUUACGAGAUCUCUGAAUCCAGAUCUUGGUAUCGAUGAGCAAGCAGAACUUUUGCCGUAUGAUGAAAGAUUUGAAUUUCCAGCAGAAAAGCUUAUUCUAGGCAAACAGCUUGGUGCAGGUGCUUUCGGAGUUGUGUAUAAAGCAGAAGCACGUGGCAUUAUCAAUGCCGAAGAGACAACUCCGGUCGCCGUCAAAAUGGUCAAAAAAACAGCAGAUAAUAUGUACAUCAAGGCGCUGGCUUCUGAGCUCAAGAUAAUGGUACAUCUUGGGAAACAUGUUAAUAUUGUGAAUUUGUUAGGUGCUUGCACUAAAAACGUUGGGAAAAGGGAAUUGAUUGUAAUCGUGGAAUACUGUAAGUUCGGCAAUAUACAUAACUACAUGCAGAAACAUCGAGAGGUAUUUAUCGACCAGCUAACUGAUAAUAAGGAGAAGAAUCUUGGCAAAGAUAACAGGGCUUUUUUGUACAGCACUGGAAGUAGUGGUAUGCACUCGGACUAUUUUGGAUCCAAUCACACCCAAGAAACGGAUCAUACUUUUGUGAAUACCGCCAAUACAAACAGAUCUGCCAGAAAAGUUUCCGAGACUGGCUAUGUUCAACCGGAAUGGCGAUCGAAUUACGAAAGCGACUAUAGUUUUGAAGGAAGGAACCCGCGACCGUUGACCUCGAGAGAUUUACUAGCAUGGGCCUUCCAAAUUGCAAGGGGCAUGGAGUACUUGGCUAGCAGAAAGGUCCUGCACGGAGAUUUAGCAGCAAGAAAUAUAUUGUUAGCUGAAGACAACAUAGUAAAAAUAUGCGACUUUGGCUUGGCAAGAAGUAUUUACAAAAACGACGAAUAUAAAAAGCAAGAAAAUAGCCCUCUUCCAGUGAAGUGGCUGGCUAUUGAAUGUAUGACGGACAGAAUAUUUUCUACGCAAUCUGAUGUGUGGUCUUUUGGAAUUGUGUUAUGGGAGUUAUUUUCUCUUGCGAAAACACCGUAUCCGAAUGUCAGUCCAACAAGUCUCGUACAGUGGCUUUCAGACGGAAACCGACUUGACAAACCGCAGUAUGCAGAUAAUAAGUUAUAUGACGUUAUGCUUCGUUGCUGGCAACAGAAGCCCACCGCGCGACCAAACUUCACUCAGUUGCAGGAGAUCCUUGGCUCUUUUCUCGAGGAUAAUGUGCGAAAUCAUUACGUCGAUUUGAAUUCAGCGUAUAUGGAUCUGAAUGUGAAGGUAGAUGGGCAAGAAGACUAUUUGGCAAUGGUUUGCGCGCCUGACUACAACAACAUGGUGACGCCUAGCCCUCAUCACUAUGUAAACGAAUCUAAGAGCUUUUUCCCACCGACUCCAUCGAUUCAGCAUGAUGAUGAAGGUUAUUUACAAAUGAGCCCAACGAAACAAUCCAUUUUUAGUCCACGAGCCCAGAAUGUUAAAUUCGAUUUUGACGGUCGAAAACUGAAUUCAAGGAUAUCAGAUACAAGUCAGGGUUCCGAGUUGACUCCUAUGUUAACUUUGAACAACUUGCCAGCCAGGAGUGGCUCAGAAUCCGACUGUGACGGUAAUGUGUCUCCAUACAUGAAUAUGUGUCCGAGAAUCGAAGAGGAAACAGACGAAGUUUUCGACACGAAACAAUAUAAUUUUAAGAACGCACAAAAUAAGCAGAAUAGUGCUGUAACGAAUCCCACUUAUAUAACAUUUGACGUUGAUUUGGAGAAGAAACCCCAGAACAUUUCCAAUAAUUAUAUUAACGUCAAUGUGCCCAUGGUCUAGUCAAAUAGAUAAUUAUCUUUAUUAACGUGUAAUAUUUUCUAUAUGGAUUCUUAUUGUUUACUCUACUUAUAUGUCUGAAAAUUCUUGAUCUCCUUCUAAUAUUGAAUAAAUAUGUGUUUAUGGAUUAGUAUUAGAAAUCUCAGUAAUGGCUUUUGCAUAAUAAUCUUUUUUUUAGUUUAAAAUUACAAAGUUGAUAAAGGCUCUGUCAUUUUAAUUUAAAUCUUUUUGCUAAAUGUGCUAGAAUAAGUUACUAUGGAGGUAAAUGUAAAAAAGUAUAAAUGAGAGUUUAUAAGCUGUGUGAUAUUUUGGUUUAGAUAGAAGGUGGUAAGAUAAUGAAACGUUGGUACUCCGAGUAAAUUGCUAUAUAGAGACAAUUUAUUGGGCUACAAUGGAGCCUUUUUUUUGUUGUCCCACCAUUUAAUAUUUUGUAAAUAGAAUACAUAAAUACGUACCUUUAAUGUAAGCUGAAUAUAUUUUUAUGUUUUGCAUUCCUUUA
Molecule: messenger RNA, 4776 nt
Organism: Melitaea cinxia (Glanville fritillary)
Lineage: Eukaryota; Metazoa; Arthropoda; Insecta; Lepidoptera; Nymphalidae
Gene: Pvr
Product: vascular endothelial growth factor receptor 1
Exons: 21
Coding region: 432-4280 (1282 amino acids)
Biological process (GO): cell surface receptor protein tyrosine kinase signaling pathway; positive regulation of kinase activity; multicellular organism development
Cellular component (GO): signaling receptor complex
Molecular function (GO): transmembrane receptor protein tyrosine kinase activity; ATP binding
Source: RefSeq, a predicted model, not a curated record